Messenger RNA from Procambarus clarkii (red swamp crayfish), 824 nucleotides. Lineage: Eukaryota; Metazoa; Arthropoda; Malacostraca; Decapoda; Cambaridae. The record is from RefSeq and is a predicted model, not a curated record.
AUGAAAUUAGUAGUUAUACUGACAUGUGUGCUGGCAGCCGCUGCUGACGCCGCCCCUCAGGGAUAUAACCUAGACACGCCCUCUGGUCCAGCAUUCUCUGCUGGGUUAGGAGGAUUAUCAGGCAGUUCAGGAAUCUCCUCGGGUGGGACUGGAUACUCUGGCGGCGGCUGUGGCCAUGGACAAAUCCGUCAUGUGGACGGCAGCUGUGUUACUCCCGAGGUCACUCGUAACUUGUAUUUGUACAGUGCUCCUCCAGUGUCUCCGAUCGUUGGUCCACGACCAUACAUUCCUUUGCCAAGAGUUGAACACAAUAUUGUGUUCAUCCGCACCCCAGAAACAGGCACAGGCCCGGAACCCAUUGUAGUGCCACCACCUCAACAGAAACAUGUCGUAUACGUCCUCAACAGGCGACCCGUACAGGACCAGAAGGUCAUCCACGUACCUGCACCAGAGCAAGCAAGUCCUGAAGUGUUCUUCGUUAAUUAUGGUGAAGGCGAGAACCCGACUCUGCCCACUGGAGAGGACCUCCAGUCAGCCCUCAGCUCUGCUGCCCAAGGUAGCGGCAAUGUGAUUGGUGGCUUCGGCGGCGGCUUUGGUGGAGACGGCGGUCUUGGAAGCGGCGGUGGCUUUGAUGGUGGAGCUGGCUUUGUGAGUGGCGGCGGCAGUGGCUUUGGUGGAGACGCUGGGUUCGGUGGUGGCUAUGGUGCUUCAGGAGGUAUUGCUCCCUCCGUUCCUCAGCCGUCUUCUUUGUAUUUACCUCCAUAGAAUCAUGAUUUUUAAGACUAAAAAAAUUGUUGAUUCUAAUGUUAUUGUUACUUAGAGGA